AUGCUUAAGGCCCAAUAUAACUGGACUUUGAGCUAUUCUGGGAUUAGGAGCUUUAUUUAUGAGAAUCUAGUGUGUUGCUUGCUUCUGUCUUCAAUGGCUGCUUUCACGUGUACCUCCCGUCCGCCGAUUUCUCUCCGGUCGUCAUCGACGGUCUCACUCUCUACUCGACAGAUGUUCUCUGUUUUGCCGGAAUCGAGAGGAUUGAGGACUCGCGUCUCUUUGUCUUCGGUCUCGAUGAAUUCUAGGGCUUCCCGAUUACGACGAGGGGUCAUCUGUGAAGCUCAGGAAACUGCCACAGGGAUUCCAGUGGUGACCGAUACAACAUGGGAGUCUCUAGUUCUCAAGGCCGAUGAGCCUGUUCUUGUGGAUUUUUGGGCACCAUGGUGCGGACCCUGCAAAAUGAUUGAUCCCAUUGUGAAUGAACUAGCACAAGAGUACGCAGGGAAAAUCAAGUUCUACAAACUAAACACCGACGAUUCUCCUGCAACCCCGAGUGUGUACGGUGUUAGAAGCAUCCCAACCAUCAUGAUCUUCGUUAAGGGCGAGAAGAAGGAUACGAUCAUCGGCGCAGUGCCUAAAACCACAUUAGCAACAAACAUCGACAAAUUCUUGCAAUGAAGUAACGUACUAGUCUCUGGUUUUAAAAAAAUCUCUCAUUUUUCUCUGUAUCUGCAUCUGAACUUUACCUAUCACUGUUCAUCUAGACCUGUAUAAUAAUAUAUAAUAUUUGAUUUCAAAGAUUUUAUAUGAUUUUUACCGAUACACUCCAUCUUACAAACUUGCCGAUGAUAAAAAUCUGAUCUUUUGAUUUUAGAACCUUAAAACGCCAACUCUCAGUCAACGAACCAGCGACUUCUUGUUAAAGUCAACGAUCUUAUUUUAUUCUUUAAUUUCUUGCUUGGCAAGCUAAUGUGAAGCAUCGAUGAUGAUUGAAAUUUAAACUAACUUGGAUAUGGCCUUGGCAUCGGCUGGUUCACCAAUUGGUUCACAGCCAAUUCUCUUGAGUGUUUCACGGCGUCACAGAAGACCUAACCGCCAAAAUACAGAGACUUCGAAGGAUGGCAUCAAAAUUCUCAAGUGGACUGCAACGGCUAUAAUAACUGUGACAAUGAUUAUGGGUUUCACAUGUACAAAGCUCUACAUCAGUUCUGGUCCAGAUUUAAGCAUCACAGGUCUGGUCAAAACAGCAGUAUUCGCGGUUUUUAUGUUGAGCAACAGCGUUGCGAUGCUUUCUUCUUUUGAAAUUGUAAUUGAUCUUAUCAGGGCACGACAUCUGAGUGAUGUUCUUUUCGUGCAGCCAGCUAACCUACAAGCCAUGGCACUUGUCAUGAUUUUGUGUGUGUGUAUGUUGGUUGCAUUCACGGUUGGAGGUUGUCUUGUGUUGAUCCUUCGUCUAUGGCAGUCCUUCUUUCAUGUCUAACUCGUAAACAUUUUCCAUGAUUAUAUUACACAUUCAAGCUCAUAAAGAUUGACAUGAUCAUACCACAAAAUGAAAC
Messenger RNA from Thlaspi arvense, 1496 nucleotides. The record is from the annotation of a GenBank genome assembly. NCBI's taxonomy places the organism in Eukaryota, Viridiplantae, Streptophyta, Magnoliopsida, Brassicales, Brassicaceae.